Clonostachys solani is the source of this 1443-nucleotide messenger RNA. The record is from the annotation of a GenBank genome assembly. Lineage: Eukaryota; Fungi; Ascomycota; Sordariomycetes; Hypocreales; Bionectriaceae.
AUGCCGGCAGUCCCAGCAUCCUUUCAAUUUGUAGACCACUCAGCCAUCGACAAAAAGGCCCGGCGAAGCAUCCGCAGCCAUGUUAUGAAAGGCAGGAAUGUGGGCAAGGUGCGCACUCCACGACGACCGCUGGCCGCUACCGGCGCGGUCGUGGCUAUUGCCUCCAAGCCCAGGGAUGUGAAUCGCGCCCAAGAACUCGCCAUAAGCCACGAAAUCGACUUCUCACUAGCCAGAUCCUCUCCUAAGCUACUCGUCCAGCUUGGAAAUGAGUUGUCGGGCGUCAAGAUGCCAUGCUCAGUAUCGCAUCAUUCAAGGCGGUUUAUCCAUGACUUCAUGUGUUAUGCUGCCGACUCGAUUUAUCCGCCGCAUUUGUGCCUAGAACCAUACGAUAUUGUAAAGGAUAUCUGGAUCAGGUAUAUGUUCAUUGAUGAGGCAUACUACCAUUGCCUUGUCGCUUUGUCUGAAGCAUGUAUCAGUUUUAUAGUCCACCGAGAACAGGACUCGGCUGAGUUUACCCAACAUCUAACGAGAGGGUUGCAACUCGUCAACGCCAAGCUAUCAGGGGUCCACGCCCUCUCGGAUGUAGCCAUAUGUACUGUGAUUUUACUCUGCCUUAUUUCUUCCAUCCGAAAGAUUCCAUCACAGACGAAGGUUCAUUUCGACGGCCUGUGUCGAAUGAUCAAUCUACGGGGCGGUCUACACCACCUUAAAGAAAAUCCAUUUCUCACAGAAAAGGCCCAGCGCCUCGACAUAGAACUGGCCCUCCAACUGGGCUGCCAGACUCAGCUAAGCGCGACAACAAAAAGACUUGACAAUCUUCUCCCCAAUUACUAUGACCCUGCUUUCGAGUCCCCGUCGCUUUUAGCCAACGCCGUGGUACAUGGGGAUCUGAGAGUUUUCAUGAUUACUCAAGAAAUAACCAAGGUGACGCGCAUCUUGAAUGCAACAGUUCCGGCCAGCAGACUAUAUCCACUCGCUUUUCAAGACCUCGUCACACACCUGACUUAUCGCGUGCUCGACAUUGAACCCGUUGAUGGGUGUCAACUUGUCGGUGCUGUCACUAUAGCAGUCCACCGUGGCCUUCUCGCUUUCAUGCUCACUUUUGUAACCCAAAUCAGCCGUCAACGGCGGAUACCUUACCCUGUUCUCAAAAACAGUCUCAAGGACGCUCUGGAUCAUCCUGAAUUCUUAGCUAACGUGGACCCGGCAACUCAUGUUUGGCUACUCAUUGUUGCCGGUAUAUAUGUGCUUGACAAGACUAUGUCCGUUGGCUGGCUUAGACCACGACUGAUGAAAGCCAUGUCGGUCUUCGGCACAACAGACUGGAAAUUUGGCCGUGCGUUGCUGGACAAUUAUCCUUGGGUUGACUCGCUCCACGAUGAAUCAGCUUCUCAGAUUUGGCGCGAUUGUUUUGGGACCACGUCUUUACUCAACAGCUAUUAA